Messenger RNA from Effrenium voratum, 354 nucleotides. NCBI's taxonomy places the organism in Eukaryota, Dinophyceae, Suessiales, Symbiodiniaceae. The record is from the annotation of a GenBank genome assembly.
AUGCGCGUGCACGACGAGGUGUGCAUUGCGCACUGCAGCUUCGGCUGGAACAUGUCGGAAGAGGAGCCCGCCAUCUUCGUGUGCAACAGCGGGAGCAUCGAAGGCUCGCCUUUGCCAACCUGCACCCCGCUGCCCUGCGACUUCUCCUUCCCGGAUGGCCUUGGGGUGACGCACGACUGCGCUGGCAUCCGCACCGCCGAGACCUGUACGGCCAGCUGCAACGUUACGGGCUACACCUAUGUGGCGGGGAACGCUGCAGAGGUGUUCACUUGCCAGCCUGGUGGCAGCAUGUCUGGGACCUCGCCAUCUUGCCAGCGCCCCUUGGCCAUGGCAAGGCUUGGGCCACUCCAAUAG